AUGGGAGCAAAAAGCAGUCGACUGUCAGUGGAGGCACGGCUGAGCCUCCUGGGCGAGUGUGGCGUGGACGCCGUGAGGCUGUCCCGCCCCCGCUCGGGGGCUGCUGUGGGAGGGGGAGGCGCUCUCUGGCCUCCUUUACCUUCCGGCAAGGGGCCGAGGGGGGGCGAAGCCCCUUGUGUCGGAUCAGGCGGCCAGCCUGAAUAUGGACAAGCUGGCCGCCUUGGACCAGGAGACACCCAUCAGGGUGCACUGCCUGGCAGGAGGCGCAACAGUCUUCUGUCAGGACCUGCCCCUGAGGGACCUCCUGGCCGGACUGAAGUACACUACGGCGGGGCGUCACGCCGUUUUGUACUUCAGCCUGGCCGGAGGUCUGGGUGUCCACGGGGGGCAGGGGCAGGGCUGCCCCGUGCUCUUUUGCAACAGCAAGAGAGUGGGCAGCCGCCCCAAGCCCCCCAAGAGGACCAGGCUGUCCGCGUCCCAGAGGCGGGGCAGGAGGCCGGCCCCGCCCCAGAGGCUGGCCAGGUGGUGGUGGCCAGCCCGGGGCACGAGGCCGGCCACGCCCCUGAGGCUGGCCAGGUGGUGGCGGCCAGCCCAGGGCACGAGGCCUGCCCCGCCCCAGAGGCUGGCCAGGUGGUGGCGGCCAGCCUGGGACACGAGGUCGGCCCCUCCCCUGAGGCUGGCCAGGUGGUGGCGGCCAGCCCGGGGAAGGAGGCCGGACCCGCCCCUGAGGCUGGCCAGGUGGUGGCGGCCAGCCCGGGGAAGGAUAGCCUGGGCCUGUGGGUCUCGGCCCCCAGCCCGGAGGAGGGGCAAAAGGAGGCCAGGAGCGCCACGACCCCCGUGGAGGACGAGGGAGCGGGGCUCGUCCUCCGAGGA
Molecule: messenger RNA, 873 nt
Organism: Scylla paramamosain (green mud crab)
Lineage: Eukaryota; Metazoa; Arthropoda; Malacostraca; Decapoda; Portunidae
Product: skin secretory protein xP2-like
Exons: 1
Source: RefSeq, a predicted model, not a curated record